UGAAACGGAUGAUGUCGCAAAAAGAAUUUUACAUUACUUGUUGGCAUGUAAAUUACUCGCUAAAUUUUAUCUUCAGCCUCAUCCGUCGAUUCGUACACGAUAAAUUUGACGACAACUACGAUGUUACUAUUGGAAUGGAUUUCAAGGGCAAAGUGGUGAAUAUUAAUGGGCUUGAAUAUAAGUUGGCUCUCUGGGAUACUGCUGGUGCCGAACGGUUUCGGAGUCUUACUCCAAGCUUUUAUAGAAAGGCUUUGGGAGCUGUGUUAGUUUAUCACGUCACGAACCGUGAAUCCUUGGCUAAGUUGGAGACUUGGCUUGCGGAGCUUGAAAACUAUAGUGAUAAUCCUAACAUUGCCACUAUUGUAGUUGGGAUUAAAAUCGACAGAGAGCGAAUCAUUAGUCGGGAAGAGGGACUCAAAUUUGCGCGCAAACAUAGAGCUCUAUUCCUGGAAGCAUCUGCAAAAGGAUAUGAAUGUGUCGCGGAUGUUUUCAAGGAAAUAGUAGAAAAGGUAGUUGUACACUUAUUGUGGGGAAAUGUUAAGUUAUUUGGGCAACGAUUUUGUGGUGGUAGGUGGCGGAGGGGGAGGAGCCGUAGAUUUUUCGCAAAUUUAUUGUAACCCUCACUAAGUAUAAUUCACCUUUCUGCGUUGCCGAAAAAGAGCAAAUAAAGCGUAGACUCUUGUCUACAAGUGUAUAAAAGUUUUUUGAUUUGGGUGACGCGUUUGGGCUCAGCACCCCAAAAUCGUACAAAUAACUAAACCGAACCCCUUAUUAAACAUAAUUGCAAAUAUAGUGACUCAAACAAAUAACCACUUGUUGAUUUUUUUUAAAUAGUAGUGUUUUUUGAGCUAAAUUUUUUUGUUAUUUUUCUAUAAAAAUAUCUUCCAAGGUUUAACCAAAGUCAUAGUGUGAAACUUUAUAACAAAAUUUAGGAAAAUUAAAAAACUGUCAUCAAAGUUUCAACUCUAUAAUCUGAACAUUUCUGUUAAAAAAGCACAAGGCCCCCUUGUUUUCAACAGAAAUAUAUGCCCAUUCCAUUAUUGCUGGCUGUCAAAAAUGUUCACAUUGUAUACUUUGCAUAAAACAUUGAA
Rhagoletis zephyria (snowberry fruit fly) is the source of this 1091-nucleotide messenger RNA. RefSeq names its product ras-related protein Rab-18-like. Gene Ontology annotation, molecular function: GTPase activity; GTP binding. The record is from RefSeq and is a predicted model, not a curated record. Lineage: Eukaryota; Metazoa; Arthropoda; Insecta; Diptera; Tephritidae.